AUGGCCUCAUCUGCCCUCUGCAACGCUGGCGGGCCGAGCAAGACAGACACAGCCACAGAACAAAGAAAAGGCCUGCUCGACCUACCCGCAGAGAUAUGGUCCAAGAUCGGCAAAAUCGUGAUCGCAGACUCCAAUCACCUCUCCGCCACUGCAUUCUGGGAGUCGCCAAAGCACCCCGACUUCUACCAUCAACCUCCUAUCCCCCGCACUUGUCGCAUUCUGCGCGAAGAGCCACUGCCGCAGUUCUACAGUACACGUGUGCAUAUCCACUGUGCAAACUUCUCACGAAUUACUGUGUGGCUGCGACGCAUCGGCCCAGAGUUGCGCCGCUGCCUACGCGGAACAGUGGUACUUCGUAGUCUGUUUGAAUCGGAGGAGCACUUUCGCCAGCGCCUGAUGAGAACAUUGGGGGUCGAAUUGGAGCUGGACACAACGCCUACUGGCCUGAACCCAGUGAUCUGGCACAAUACAUUCGUCGCCAACAGUCGUCGAAAUGGGCCAGUCUCCUUGACCUCCCGGCCGAGAUCUUGCCAAAUCGGCAAACACGCCAUCGACAACGAGCGUCGCGUCUGCGGGGGCGGUCUCAAUGUGUGGAAGUCAACAUACCACCAGCCACCAAUUACGCGCACCUGCCGCUUGCUCCGCGAAGAGCUGCUACCCUACUUCUACAGCACCAAAGUCUUGAUAACGUGCGGAGCUGACGAUGAGGAGCUUGGACUCUGGCUCCGUACGAUCGGCCCUGAAAACCGGCGCGCGAUCGUGGGAAUCAAGAGGGCAACGUUCUGCCCAGGUGGUAUGGACGAAGAGAGCGAGUACAAGGAAAACUGGGGCGUGGAGCUGAAGAUCGAGAUGGAGACUUUGACGAAUGGUAUAAAGCAGUUGCAGCGGAUGAGCAGGAUCCGAUUCUUGUAG
Messenger RNA from Fulvia fulva, 912 nucleotides. RefSeq lists its product as uncharacterized. The record is from RefSeq and is a predicted model, not a curated record. Bases 1 to 912 code for a protein of 303 amino acids. The transcript is spliced from 3 exons. Lineage: Eukaryota; Fungi; Ascomycota; Dothideomycetes; Mycosphaerellales; Mycosphaerellaceae.